This is a messenger RNA of Pneumocystis carinii B80, 1305 nucleotides long. RefSeq lists its product as hypothetical. The transcript has 9 exons. The record is from RefSeq and is a predicted model, not a curated record. NCBI's taxonomy places the organism in Eukaryota, Fungi, Ascomycota, Pneumocystomycetes, Pneumocystales, Pneumocystaceae. Gene Ontology annotation, cellular component: cytoplasm; mitochondrial matrix. Bases 1 to 1305 code for a protein of 434 amino acids. Gene Ontology annotation, biological process: mitochondrial tRNA methylation; tRNA N1-guanine methylation.
AUGAAUAAAAAUGAAAAUGAUUUAUUAAAGCCUCCAGUUAAUAGGUCUAUGAGGAUUCUGGAUAAGAAGUUUUUUAGGAAGUCUAUUCUUUUAAGUGCAGCAGUAGUACCAUUGAAUUUGAUAUCAACAUUUCGUAAAACAUGUUCAUUGGAUAUUAUGAAAAGGAUUGUUCCAUUUUUCUAUGAGGAUUCAUUAUUUAAAAGAAUUAUCUUGAAACCAGAGAUUUCAGUACAAAAUAUGUCAAAAUUAAGUGAAAGAUCACAUAAAUAUAUAAAGGAAAAUAAUAUUUCUAUUGUUCCGCAUCUUUUAGAGCUUGAUUAUGAUUUUUGGAGCUCUGAUGAUAUUUUAAAUGCAAUUCUUCCUGAAAAUCUUUUAAAAGAGGUUCCAUGUAGUUUUACACAGGUAGGAAGUAUUGCACAUAUGAAUAUUCGUGAAGAAUAUUUGCCAUACAAGAAAAUAAUAGGUGAAGUUAUUCUUAGUAAGAAUAAGGGAAUACGUACAGUUGUAAAUAAAGUAGAUACGAUUGAUACAAAAUUUAGAAACUUUAAAAUGGAAGUGUUAGCAGGUGAAAAUGAUUUUUUUGUUCAGCAUAGUGAGUCCAAUUGUCUUUUUAAAUUCGAUUUCUCCAAGGUAUAUUGGAAUUCUAGACUUAGCCAUGAACAUAAUCGAUUAAUUGAGUUAUUUCAAAAGGGAGAUGCUAUAUGUGAUGUUUUUGCUGGAGUAGGACCAUUUUCUAUACCAGCAGGCAAAAAAGGUGCCAUUGUUUUUGCAAAUGAUUUAAAUCCAGACAGUUAUGAAAGUUUAAAAGAAAAUAUAUCUUUGAACAAGGUUGAUUCAUUUGUAAAAGCAUAUUGUAAAGAUGGGCGUCAAUUCAUUAGGGAUUCAGUUCAGGAAUUACUAGAUUUUUCAAAACAAAAGAUUAUUAAAUUUUCACAUAAAAAUGACUCUAAAUCACAGAGAAAAAUAUCAAAUUUUGAAGACAUUUUAAUACCUCAAGUAUUUAAACAUUUUAUCAUGAAUUUACCCGAAACAUCUAUUGACUUUUUGGAUGCUUUUAAAGGAAUUUAUUCUCAACAUAAACAUUUAUUUUUUUCUGAUAAGAAUUCUCUUCCUACAAUUCAUGUCUAUUGUUUUUCAAAGAUUGAUCCUCCUGAUGAUUUAGUUUCAAAAUUUAGUUCUUCUCUUGGAACAAAAUUAUCUCAAAGCGAUGUUAACAUCUAUUGUGUUAGAAAAGUUUCUCCCAAUAAGGCAAUGUACUGCUGUUCAUUUAAAUUUCCAGAAAGCGUAGCAUUUAAUUGCAUAUAA